Messenger RNA from Paramuricea clavata, 39054 nucleotides. The record is from the annotation of a GenBank genome assembly. NCBI's taxonomy places the organism in Eukaryota, Metazoa, Cnidaria, Anthozoa, Malacalcyonacea, Plexauridae.
UCAGGUAAGACGUGUAAAAUGAGAAAAUUCAAAAUCCUUCAAACUUUGUCAGAAUGUAGGCCUAUAUAAAGUAUUAAUGUUGUGAAAGUUUUAUUUCGAUCGGAUAAAUAUUGAAGAAGAGAGACGUCAAAAAUGGUUUUCCCAGGCCACUUUCGGUUUUUAGAGGUCAUUUUACGGCACAACCAAAAUCGCUCUAUUUUGCACGAUAAUGGGAAUCAUUUCACAAAAUAUGAUUUCGUCUUAUAAAUUAGAGUUAUUUAUUGAGUAGCAGACGAAAUUUAGAGACACUGUUCUUUUAAAAGUGAAUAUUUUACAGAUUGUCUUAAUGUUUUUUAUUUUUGAACCUCUUUAUUAUAUGCCAUAUUAGGCAGCGAAUAUCUCCAUUGUUACAUCGAUUCAGACAAAAAAUUCAUAACCAGGUCAAAGAAAUAUGUUUUCGCUUGCUAUUGAUCAAAUAAAAUUUUGGGGCAACUUAGAAUUGAAUUUUUGACGAAUUUUUUCGUAACCCCUAUUUGACCCGAAUAACCGUAUGUUAUAUAAUCAGCGUCGAGUCAUGUAGUUCAAUAAACAACCAAAUUAAGAGCUCGUCAAAAGCGUUUAUUUCUUCAAGUAAAUAAGCAUAGGCCUAUAAAACUACCUUAGCUAAAGCUGUACGAUUAGUUAGAAGCAUUUAGGUCUAAAUCACACUGUUUACAGUCGCUUAUUGUUCAGGUAAUGCCCGAUAGCCGGUGCCGCUGAUUUGGCUGAUUUGGUUUCAAUUAUAUUUUAUCAGGGAUAUGCCGCGAUAAGUAUAUAGCGAGUAUAUUUUCUCUCCCCCUCCCAUAAACAUGUGUUCUCUCACGACUCGUCGUGCUUAUAUACUUUUCGUCAGGGGCGGCGGAAGAGGGGGGCUAGGGGGGGGCUAAAGCCCCCCCCAGAAAAUUUGAAGUUUUGGAAAAAAUUUUUAUAAUUAGGGAAAAAUUUAGGUUAUUUUUUGAAAAUUUAGGUAUAAGGGGACAAAUUUGCAAUAUUUUGUUUAAAAAAAGUGUAUUUCCGAAAAAAAUUUUUGAUAUAAGUCCGAAAAAAUUUUUUUCGUCCCUUUUUUUCUAUAUUGUAUCCCUAAAGUGGUACACUGACCGAAAUUUUUUUGUACAUAAUAUUCAUCGUACAUAAAUAGUGCAAGCGCUUUUUGUCAAAAACAUCGCAUUGUUUUGACGUAUUUUUAGUAGUAUGUCCGGUUGGGUUAGCUCAUUUCGAGCCUCGAGCUCACAGCAGGACAAGAAAUGGAAAUACCGUGAUAUUAAAAGAUGCAAAUUUGAAGAUACAGGUUUGCAAAUAACACUCUGAAUAGUGUUUUUGAUGGGGAUUCGAACAAGACUAUUACAAAGGUAACAUGUUUGAAGGGGCCGAAGUUAUUUUCGGCGAAAGGUAUGGCUAGUCUAUAUUUUUGUUCAGACAAUCGCGUAAUGCACUAGUCAAUCGAAGUCCCGGCCCCCCACCCCCGGGGAUAUACCGGGUUUUAACGGGACUUUGCGGGGGAAAUACAGGCUUUUACAAACGUCGAUUGUUUGCUACCCGGGGUUUUAACACUGACUUAAAUAGCCGGGGCAUCAUAGCCGGGGAUUUAACGCCAUUUUUAACGCUCGCGUAUACGGCCUGGGAACUAAUCGAAUUCGCAUGCGUUUUCUCGGCCUUCUUCACAGAUUUCGUUGGAUUUUGAGUUCGUAUACAUACUUUGGCAUUUUUUUUGAUAUUAUGGGUGAUCAGAAUACAACAACGGAAGAGAAAAAGGUAAGGAAACGAUGUUUUUUUGGUUUAAUGGAAAUAUUAAUGUUAGGUUUUUUAUCAAACUGCGGAAAUUUGGAAAAAAAAACAUUUCUUUUUUCAUAUGUGAAUUGUAUAACUUCAUAUAUAACUUGAUUUUCAUAUAUGAAGAUUCUUAUAUGAAAUUACCAAAUUUCACAUGUGAAAUGGAUUUCGUAUAUAAAAUUUAUUUUUUCAUAUGUGAAUUGUGUAACUUCAUAUAUGACUUGAUUUUCAUAUAUGAAAAUUCUUAUAUGAAAUUACCAAAUUUCAGUGUGAAAUGGAUUUCAUAUAUGAGAUUUAGUUUUUCAUAUGUGAAUUGUAUAACUUCAUAUAUGACUUGAUUUUCAUAUAUGGAAAUUCUUAUAUGAAAUUACCAAAUUUCACAUGUGAAAUGGAUUUCAUAUAUGAAAUUUAGUUUUUCAUAUAUGAAAUUUAGUUUUUCAUAUAUGAAAUUAAAAUUUCAUAUAUGACCUGCUUUUCAUAUAUGGAAAUUUAAUAUGUGAAAAAGAGAAUUUCAAAUAUGAAUCUGAAAUUUCAUAUAUGAAAUUACCUUUUCACAUGUGAAAUUCUAAUUUCAUAUAUGAACUUUAAUGUGAAAUUUUUGUAAGGGUACACGCGACGUUUUUUCAAUGCAAUAAUUACACGCGACGUUUUUUCCAACAAUUACACUCGCCGUUUUUUUAGAGUUACGUUUUAAACUGAGGGUUUCACUUCGGAUGAAGAUGGGAGCAAUCAUAAGGUUAGUGUGUUUCAUCACAACAAAAAAUCAAUAUGUAAAUACAGCACAAAAUUUCACUUUUCAGUCGGUUUAAUUAUCAAUAUAAUGCAUUGUUUUCUUUUGUGUUUUCCAAACUAUAUAAACAAAGGCUUUGUGUGUUUUGCCCGGGUCGUAUAUUUAUUUUCCUUGUUGCACUUCUUCAUAUAUAAACUGUGUCUUGCCAGAUCGUAUAUACGCCUGCAGUAGUAAAUUAAAAUCUGGCGUUUGAAGUUUACGCGUUUGGCGUAUAAAUUUUACGCUUUAACCAGGGCUCUUAUAUACUAUAUAUAUAUAUAUAUAUAUAUAUAUAUAUAUAUAUAUAUAUAUAUAACUGUGUUUGAGGAAACAUGUCUGGUAUAAUAUUCUUGUGGUUUUGUUGAAUUUUUCUUCAGACAUACAAAGUAAAAACUUUUAUUCGUAAAAUAAAGUUUUAAAAUCCCAAACGUUUCGCCGAUCAAGGCUUCUUCAGUGGGAAACUAGUUAAAAGUCAUAUAAUGUCCCUAUAUAUAUGCAAGUCCGUCAAUACUCAAUAGCCAAAAUUACAAUAUAUAAAACUAAUUAGAGAUAAAACGACUGUCUUGAUUACAUGUACAGGAUUAAAAAAAAUUAAAAUUAAUUAUAUAUACAAGAUUUAAGAAAAUUAAAAUACUAAUUGUAUAAAAGUGUUCUCCCAGUACAGCCAUUCAUAAUUUUGUCGGCAUUGUUUCGUAUCUCGACUGCUUCAAUGUACCUUCGCUCCUCUUGGUUGCGGAUAUGUGUGUGUAAAAGUUUCCAACUUAUUUCAGCGUCCUCAGGUCUCUGAUUGUGGGAAAUUAUGUGUCUGUAUACGGUCUGCUUGUCCAUUGAUAAGUGUUCUUUAAUUCUUUGGCCUAUUGUUCUUCCUGUCUCGCCGAUGUAUAUAAUAUCGCAGGUCGUGCAUGUAAUUUGGUAGACCACAUUCUUCGCUAAGCACUGGUUACGCUUCGAUGCUAAUUUACACGUUACGCAUUUGUCAGGACAAUUUGGUUUAUUUCUUGGUGGUGCGAACACUUUAGCCAAUGGUCUGCCAUUCUCAAAAUAAAUUUUAAUGUUUGCUAUACCUGAACGGCGUACGACACCCAAUGCCCGUCGUUUAAGUUCUUCAUUAAUGAAGGGCAUUUUAAUGUAAAUAGUUUUCUGUUGUUCGUCGUCUUCAUUUCGUGUGGUGGUAGUUACACGUGACGCAUUUCGAAUGGUCGUUCGUAUCAUUUCUCUGGGGUACCCAUUGUUUAAAAACAAUUCCGUCACUGUGCUUAACGAUUUCCUUCGAGCUUGUUGAUUGGAAGAGCAAUAGAUGGCUCGCUUGAUUUCGCCAACAAGUAUCGCUCUUUUUGAUGCUAUCGAGCCGUGGCUGCCCCAGGGUAUAAUACAACCACUGUGUAUGGGUUUCCUAUACAGGCAUGUAGAAAACGUUUUGGUAUCCGAAUUAAAAGUAACUAAUGUGUCGAGAAAUGGCAAUUGGUUGUUAUUGGGUAGUUCCAGUGUAAAUUUGAUUGCAUCAUUUUGGUCACUAGCUAUCUUUAAAAGUUCUUCGGCGGUAAUUUCUUUAGAAAAUAGGGAACCAAAGUAAUCAUCAAUGUAUCUUUUAAGGCUGACACGACCGUUUGUUUUCUCAAUGAUAAGAGAAUCGAUUUCAUUCAUGUAUAUUAUGGCUAGAGUUGGAGCUAAGUUGUUGCCCAUAGCUAAACCUGAUUGCUGUUUGUAAGCCUUACCUCCAAUUAGUACCGUGUCACUAGAUAUACAUAAACGAAUAAGUGCUUCAAAAUCGUCAUCACUUAAUGCCCACAAUUGGCAGUCUGUUUUAUAUUUGGAAAAGAAUUUCUUGACAACAGUAAAAACUCCGAGUGUUUUAGUAUUAAUGUCCUCCAACGGUAUUGAACCAUAUAAAUUAGAAACGUCAAGACUGCAAAAUUGAUGAACUGUUUCACCUUCUAUGGUCAUAAGAUAAUCAACAAAUUCUCGAGUGUUUUUGAGAUGAGCAGGCACAUGUUGUAAAAGUGUGUUUAAGGGUUUAGAAAGGUAUUUAGCCAAACAAGUUGCUGGUGUAUCAGUUGCCGCAUGUAUAGGUCUGCCCUUAAGCUCGCCUUCUUUGUGAUCCUUAGGUAGGCAGUAAACAGAACAAGGGAGCGGCUCGCUACAAACGGUAGAUUUUAAUUGUUUGUGAAGAGUAGGGUUGCUAUACUUGUAUUUAUUAGCAAUAUUGUUCAGCUUACCAUUAAACUUGAUUUGCUCUGUGCGAGGUAGGUUAGAUUUCUUUAGUGAUUGAUGAUUUCCUGUGUCGACGGUAGAUUUCUGAACCAUAUCUUUAUAGCAGGCGGAAUCAAGGGCGACUAGUCGUUUUGUCUUGUCAGUAGAUGUGAUGACAAUGCUCUCCGCAGGUUUCUUGUAUGAUAGUUUUUUCGACUUGAGAAUUUUAGCACCGACUUUUUCGCAUUCCUCUAUGAUACGAGUCAUCCCUCCCGUUAACUCGUUUAGGGCACUUUCGGGAAUGUGUUCUUCUUUAAGUCGAUCGGUCGCUCGUUGCAAACUCGCCUUGGACAAUAAGCAACGUUUCGGUAAUUCCUUGGGUUCAGCAUUUACGAAUGAAGGGCCAUUAUGCAAGAUGUUAGUUAGCUGGGGUUCUAGAUGUUUCGUUGACAUGUUUUUAAAUCCCUGUGGUUUGUUUAUGGUUGGGUGAUUGGUAGUACGUCGUGGAGCAAGCAGUUGAUUGAAUUUGCGUUUUUUUAUUUGGUCGAGCGAGGUUUGGAUAUUACUAAUUAGUUGAUCUUCUUGAUAGUUCAACGGGAAAACACAGCACCGGAUCUUCGACAGAAAACUAACUAACUAACUAACUACUUGACAGCUAGAUGCGAGUUUGUUGUGUGCGUAAGGAUGUUUUCAGCUUGAAGACCUUUAGGUAUGACUCUAUUCGACUUGCAUGUACGUAGAAACGAUAUAUGACUUUGGUGGCUAAUAAUUUUCUUAGCGAUACGAUACGAUGACUGUGUUGGAGGAAACAUGUCUGGUAUAAUAUUCUUGUGGUUUUGUUGAACUUUUAACUAGUUUCCCACUGAAGAAGCCUUGAUCGGCGAAACGUUUGGGAUUUUAAAACUUUAUUUUACGAAUAAAAGUUUUUACUUUGUAUGUCUGAAGAAAAGUUCAACAAAACCACAACAAAUAUAUAUAUAUAUAUAUAUAUAUAUAUAUAUAUAUAUAUAUAUAUAUAUAUAUAUAUAUAUAUAUAUAUAUAUAUAGUAUAUAUAGCACCCUGGCUUUAACGACUACAAGCCUUCGUAACAGUUUAAGCACAAAAUUUAUACGCCAAACGUAAACUUCAAAUGCUAAAUCUUAAUUUACUGCUUUGGUGAAUACAUGACUAUAGUGGUUAAUUUAUUUUCUUGAAUUACUGUUAAAUACCACAAGUUCAGUAAUUGUUUACUGUAAUAUAUUUCAAAACCGUUGGUGUAAAAGCUGUUAUAAUAGAGUUGUAAAAUCACAAACUUCGUUAGCGGUUUGACGUGUUGGCCGUAAAUGUCAAUCUAAAACUCUCUAUUAUGUGAAGAGGUUAUUUCGCUGGCCCCAGAGUGACAAAGCGUACCCUAAUCCUGCUCCUAUAACCUAACCGAAAAGUUUCGACGAAAUGUCAUUCUGAGGUCAGCGAAAUAACAUGUGGCAGUGGGAUAUAUAGCAACUCUGAAAUACCGAUAAAGAUUUUGUUUACUUUGGAAAACACAAAAGAAAACAAUGCAUUAAUUAUAUUGAUAAUUAACCGACUGAAAAGUGAAAUUUUGUACUGUUGUGAUGAAACACACUAACCUUAUGAUUGCUCCCAUCUGCAUCCGAAGUGAAACCCUCAGUUUAACAACAUAACUCUAAAAAAACGGCGAGUGUAAUUUUUGGAAAAAACGUCGCGUGUAAUUAUUAUAUUGGAUUGAAAAAACGUCGCGUGUAAUUAUUGCAUGAAAAAACGUCGCGUGUAAUUAUUGCAUGAAAAAACGUCGCGUGCAAUUAUUGCAUUGAAAAAACGUCGCGUGUAAUUAUUGCAUAUAUGAAAAAUGUCGCGUGUAAUUAUUGCAUUGAAAAUACGUCGCGUGUAAUUCUGAAGAAAAAAACGGCGAGUGUAAAUUUGAAGGGAAAAAAACGACGAGUGUAAUGCUAAAAAAAAACGGCGAGUGUUUACAGUCAUGGCCCUUCUCGGCCAUCGUAGUAUAGAAAUGAGCUCUUUAAACUUGUUCGGUAAAAGGCAACAGCUCUUUCAUUUACUUGUGCUUUCAACAAUUAGUAUGCAUGCCCUAUUUAACCCAUUAAGAUGCAGAGUUUCCUGUUGACGAGUAAAAUCGUCUGGCGUUAAACAAGUAAAAAAAUAUGUACUGGGGCGCAAUGGGUUAGCUAGAGACAUUGUCAGAUUUUUUGAUUUAGCGCCGAAGAGGCUAAAGCUGGGGGUCAUAUACCAUUUUUCGUUACUAAGAGUGUAGUUGCUUGAAGUUGCUUGAGCCGAAAAAGUUGCUCCAAACGCAAAAAGUUGCUCAAAAGUUGCCAAGCAUAUGCAAUUGGGACAUGCCUAGCAGAGCUUCGAGGGCCAAAGACCCGAGGGAAUUCUUUAAUUUAGAGUCUCUGAAAUGCCAUUUCCUGGACUUUGGGGAAGAUUUGACAGAAUUCUGAUGGUCAGAAAACAGCAUUUUAGUAUGUCGAAAUGUACAAUCUAGUAGCACUAAAUGGGCGAAGGCGUAUUUAAUUAACUACAGUAUAUCAAUAUUGGAUAAGUUGCAGGAAAGUAUGAGAAAUAUAAUCUCCAUUCUUUGCAGUUUGUCAUGGGUAAUGUAGCCGCUUAAAAUUAAUCAAUUUCAGUAUUUUAAAGGUAUAUUAUUUAAAUGAUUCUGCAUGAUUUUGGAAAAAGAAUGAUUAGCAUGAAUGAGAAUGAAAAAGAAUGAUCUGCAUGAUUUUGGAAAAAGAAUGAUUUGCAGUUGCUACGACCCUGGGUUAGGAAUAGGGUUAGGGUACAGGGCACUACGUCAAUGAACUACAAAGACCGCUAAACAGCUAGUGACUCGAACAUUUAACUCAGGCUUGGAUUUGACUCGGACUUGACACAGCAAACCAACAAACUCCUUACUAAAUUAAACCAUGUAUAAAAUACCUAGUAUAAACUAUGAUAUGCCAAACUUUCCCUGGACGUAAUGUUGCUACAUCACUUACUCGUUAAUUAUCUUUUUUAUUAAAAUGUACAUAAUUGGAAUAUGACAAAAAUUUAUGGCAAGUUCAUGGCAAAAGUUAUUGUUGUAUUAGCAUAUUAUUAGCAUAAAUCAUUAUAUGUAUAUAAGUAACCGAACUAGUAUUAAAGUCAAGUUAGUAACACAACAUGGUGGCAGCGGCGGGAUCUUGUUACAGGGCUUGUAAAUGAAGUAAAAGAGUGGAAGAGCGGUCGGUUGACGACUUAGAGGCGCCACUAACUUCUUACAAGACUCUAGUCCCUUGAUUGCGUUAGAGACAGCCAGAAUGGCAUCUUUUCAAGUGCAGCCUCCGGAAAAAUUUACUUUCAAGCCAGAAGAUUGGUUGAAAUGGAGUCGGAGAUUUGAGCGAUUUAGGAUGGCGUCUGGUCUCGAGAAAGAAAGCGAAGAAAGCCAAGUUAAUACCUUGAUUUAUUCAAUGGGUAGCGAAGCGGACGAUAUUGUGCAAUCUCUCAGUAUCGCUGAAGGCGACCAAAAGAAAUACGAUGUUAUUAAAAAGAAAUUGGAAGAUUUUUUCAUCAUCAAGAGAAAUGUAAUCUUUGAGCGAGCUAAGUUUAACUUGCGAAGUCAGCAGGAAGGAGAAACCGUCGACGUGUUUAUUACGGACUUGUUCAACCUUGCAGAACAUUGUAAUUUCGGUGUUUUACGCGAAGAAUUGAUCCGUGACCGUAUUGUUGUUGGAAUUCGGGACAAAGCGUUGUCGGAAAAGUUACAGCUCGAAGCAGACCUAACCCUAGAAAAAGCCGUGAACUUUGCCCGACAGAAAGAAAAUGUUAGAAAGCAGCAAGGGUUUCUUCGAGGCGACGGCAAACAGCAAAUCGACUAUGUGGGCGUGGGGAAAUUUGCAAAAAUAAGAAAGAAUGAGAAAUCAAACUUCAAAGAUCAAGACAGAGGACAAAUACACAAAGGCAACAGAAAAUGCAGUAGGUGCUUAGGACCUAUGCAUCCUAAGAAAAGCUGUCCAGCAAACGACUCAAAGUGUCAUAAGUGUGGCAAGAUUGGUCACUGGAAAAGAGCGUGUAAAAGCACAGCGAUCAGUGAAGUCAGCCGAGACACAGGUGAGAUCUUUCCAAAUGAGUUUUUUCUAGGCGAAAUAGUCGUAGAAAGCAUUGAAGCUGAACCGUGGAAAGCAAAUCUUACAGUAAAUGAUUGUAAGUUUCAAUUUAAGCUCGAUUCAGGUGCUGAUGUAACUGUAGUUCCGAAGUACCUUUAUGAUAAAUUGUCAAAUAAACGAAAAGUUAAGCUUCAAUCAACUGAUAAAAUACUAUUAGGUCCUUGCAAUUAUCGUCUCAAUUGUUUGGGAAAAUUUAAUGCUAGGAUAACCUCAAAGAAUAAAUUUAUUCUCGAGGAAAUUUAUGUUGUUAAAGAUCUGCGUAAACCAUUGUUAGGCAAAUCAGCAUGUGUAUCAUUAAAUUUACUUGGUAAAAUCAAUGAGGUGGAAAAUUCUAAAGCACCAAAAGAAAGCAAAUAUAAGCAACAAUAUCCCAAAUUAUUUAAGGGCUUAGGAGAGCUUGAAGGGGAAUAUGAGAUAAAAUUAAAAGAGUUGCCAGAACCUUUUGCUUUGAAUGUGCCAAGAAAAGUACCUUUUCCAAUGUUAGAUAAAACCAAGAAAGAAAUCGAGCGAAUGUUAAAAAUAGGCGUUAUUUCCAAAGUAGAUCAGCCAACAGUCUGGUGCGCCCCCAUGGUAGUUACACCAAAACAAAAUGGGGAGGUUCGAAUAUGUGUUGAUCUGACCAAAUUAAAUAAAAGUGUUUUGAGAGAAGCGUAUCCUCUCCCAUCAGUUGAUUUCACACUAGGGAAGUUAUCAAAAUCUAAGGUAUUUUCAAAAUUAGAUUCAAAUAGUGCCUUUUGGCAAAGAAAGCUCUCAGAAUCCUCUCGUUUACUAACCACAUUCAUUACACCUUGGGGACGAUUCUGUUUUAAUCGGCUUCCAUACGGCAUUUCUACUGGAAGCGAACAAUUUCAGAAAAGCAUGAAUAACGUCUUAGAAGGGUUAGAAGGGGUUGAGUGUGAGAUUGACGACUUAUUAGUCCAUGGAGAAUCACAAGAGCAGCAUGACUCUAGGUUGCAUUCAGUUUUGCAGAGACUACAGGAGUCCAAACUUACUUUAAACAGGGAUAAAUGUGUAUUUAGUGUCUCCACGAUUAAGGCAUUAGGUCAUGUUAUUUCAUCUAAAGGGAUAUCCCCAGACCCUGACAAAGUUAAAGCCAUUUUAGAUAUUCCUGUACCUACAAAUGUUGCCGAAGUUAGAUCUUUCAUGGGUAUGGUGAAUCAAUUUAAUAAGUUUACAAGUCAUCUCACAUCCAAAUCAAAACCACUCAGAGAUUUAUUAUGUAAAGAUUCUGUUUGGUAGUGGGGGGAUAAGCAAAAUCAGUCAUUUAAUGAUCUAAAGAAAUGUUUAAUUUCUGUCCCAAUUUUGGCUCUUUAUGACCCAAACAAAGAAACUAAGAUAAAUGCAGACGCAUCUUCUUACGGUAUAGGAGGGGUAGUCUUGCAGAAACAAGAAAACAAUGAGUGGAAACCCGUUUCUUACAUUUCACGCGCACUUACAGAUACAGAAUCUAGAUAUAGUCAAAUUGAAAAAGAAUGCUUGGCAUUCACGUGGGCGUGCGACCACCCAUACCCUAGACCAAAUACCACCACGAAUCCAAAGGUUCAGAAUGAGAUUAAUGAGAUUCAACUUAGAGAAAAUGACGCAUGUACCUGGUAAACAAAUGUACACUAGUGAUGCCCUAUCGAGAUUGUUAAAACCAUUCACUAAACCAGAUUGUUGUACCGUGCCAGAAGACGACAUGAAUGCGUUUGUUGAAACUGUGAUUAACUCAUUGCCUGUCUCAGAUAAGAAACUGAAAGAAAUUAUCGAAGCUCAAGAAGAGGAUGAAGUGUGCAAGAAAGUUAAGCAAUACUGUCUCGAAGGAUGGCCAGACAAACAUAUGGUUCCAGAUGCUGUGAAGUCAUAUUGGAGAGAAAGAGGAGAACUUAUGGUAGUCCAAAGCUUAAUUAUGAAAGGAACAAGAAUAUUGAUCCCAUCCUGUAUGCGAUUGAAUGUCUUGGACAAGAUUCACGAAGGACAUUUGGGAAUUACGAAGUGUCGAGAACGUGCAAAGCAGUCGGUAUGGUGGCCGGGAUUGAGCACCCAAAUCCAGGAUAUGGUACAGCAUUGUCGAACAUGUGCUAUGCAUAUGGUCAAUAAACCUGAACCGUUGUUCCCUACAUCGUUUCCAGAAAGACCAUGGCAAACUUUGGCAAUCGACUUUUUCAAAUGCGAGAACAUUGAUUACUUAAUUGUAGUUGAUUAUUUUUCACGGUAUGUCGAAAUCUGUCCUAUGAAGAAGAAUAAGACAGCAACCGAAGUUUGCAGAGUCUUGAAGUCCAUUUUCUCGCGACAUGGUAUCCCAGAGAGAGUUAAAUCAGAUAAUGGACCCCCUUUCGAUAGCGGCGAGUACCUCCAUUUCGCGAACGAGUGGGGAUUCGAAGUUCGUCACAGCAGUCCGAAGUACCCUCAGUCAAAUGGUGAAGUAGAACGAGCCGUACAAACCAUAAAGAGACUGCUCAAGAAAGAGAAAGAUAAAGAAAAAGCUUUGUUAGCUUAUCGAUCUACACCGUUAUCCUGUGGAUAUUCCCCAGCCGAGUUGCUGAUGGGAAGGAAGAUUCGUACAACGAUACCAACAUUCCAUAAAUUGUUAACACCGAAGUGGCCCGAUCUUAUUAAGCUACAAGAACACGAAGCUCAGUCCAAACUACAACAACAGAAGUACUUCAAUACCCGACAUUGUGCAAUGCCACUUAAACAAAUACCUCAAGGAACUGAAGUUCAUAUUUCCACCCACCCAGAAAAUGGUGUUGUAAAGACUAGUACGGAAAGUCCACGACAGUAUGAAGUUGAGACUCCAACUGGUGUUAUUAAACGAAACCGUGUUCAGUUGGUUCCACUGCCAGAAAAACCGAUCGCGCAAAGAGAAACUAGUGAGUCGAAUAAUAAUAUUCCUGAACUCAAUAUAUAUUCAAGGCCAAAACGAACUGUAAAAUUAUCGUUAAAAGCACGCGAGAGCAAAGGACUUGCUUAGAACUUAAUAGAACUAUAGAACCAGUAAAGUUAACUUAUAUUCAAUUAAAUUUUAAUUAGUCAAUUAUUGAGCAAAUUGAUUAACGAACACGUAGAUUAAUAUUUUUGAAAAACGUAAAAAAAAUAUUUAAAAAAAAGGGAGAUGUUGUAUUAGCAUAUUAUUAGCAUAAAUCAUGAUAUGUAUAUAAGUAACCGAACUAGUAUUAAAGUCAAGUUAGUAACACAACAGUUAUAAAGGUAGAUGUUCGAUUAUUUUUCGUAUUAGCUGCGCGCAUUACAUUUUGGGUAUUUGUGCAUUGCAUUUUGGGUCUAUCUGUUGAUUAAAAUUCAGAAUUUUGCUAGCUAUAUACAUGAAUUAAAUUUGCUGCUUUGCUCGCUCUCUGUGGUAGCAAUAAUCGUUACAUGUCAAAUUUUUCUCCACUAUAAUAAAUAACUGGACCCCCUCUUCUGAAUUAAUAUUUUUAAGUGCCCCCCCCCUUUUUCAGUCAAAAAUACCUCAUGACCCACCCCCUUUUUUGCCAGCCCACCCCCGGUCAUAAGUAAUGAAUGGUCCCUAAUAAGGCAGUAUCUAUUGUUGUCGUGUCCUCAUUAGUAUUUUCAGUAUAUAAAGAAUACUACAGGGUGUCCCAAAAAAAACGGAAACUAUUGAAAUCACCAAUAACAAUUUAAUUGUUAGAAUUUGAAUGCCUUAGCGCUCUGUUGGUUCCCACGAGUGCAUAAAUGAUUGACAUAAGUAAAUUUUAUGCAUAAAGAAACUGUUUAAGAAGCUGUUUUUAAUUCCCAGGAGCAGAAAAUCGCGCACUUUACUAGGAGAUAUUCCUAACUAAAUUCUAAUACAUGCACCUUGUCAAUAUUUUACGCAUCAUUACGUCCAGCUGUUUGGUAGGGCAUUCAAAUUUAACAAUAAGUGAUUUCUAUAGUUUCCGGGGUUUUUUAGGACACCCUGUACAGGGUGUAUCAAAAAAACCGCAACCUCGGAAUUUCCUAAGAAAUCACUUUGCAAUUCUUAAACAUAAAAGAUUUUAGGCCCCUGGGAAUUGAAAUCGAAUUGCUAAUAGAUCAUAUUACUGUUGUUAACAGUCGCUUAUUGUUCAUAUUACUGAACAAUAAGCGACUGUUAACAGUGUGAUUUAGACCUAAAUGCUUUCUGCCAAACGUACAGAUUUAGCUAAGGUAGUUUUAUAGGCCUAGGCUUGUUUACUUGAAGAAAUAAACGCUUUUGACGAGCUCUUUGGUUAUUUAUUGAACUACAUGACUUGACGUUGAUUACAUAACAUACGGUUAUUCGGGUCAAAUAGGGGUUACGAAAAAAUUCGUCAAAAAUUCAAUUCCAAGUUGCCCCAAAAUUUUAUUUGAUCAAUACCAAGCGAAAACAAAUUUCUUUGAUCUGGUUAUGAAUUUUUUGUCUGAAUCGAUGUAACAAUGGAGAUAGUUGCUGCCUAAUAUGGCAUAUAAUAAAGAGGUUCGAAAAUAAAAAAUAUUAAGAAAAUCUGUAAAAUAUUCACUUUUAAGAAAAAGUCUCUAAAUUUCGUCUGCUACUCAAUAAAUAACUCUAAUUUAUAAAACGAAAUCAUAUUUUGUGAAAUGAUUCCCAUUAUCGUGCAAAAUAGAGCGAUUUUGGUUGUGCAGUAAGAUGACCUCUAAAAACCGAAAGUGGCCUGGGAAAACCAAUUUCGACGUCUCUCUCCUUCAAUAUUUAUCCGAUCGAAAUAAAACUUUCACAACAUUAAUACUUCAUAUAGGCCUACAUUCUGACAAAGUUUGAAGGAUUUUGAAUUUUCUCAUUUUACACGUCUUACCUGACUAUUACAGACAACCCCUCUUAAUAUUUCGGAAUCAUCUUUGUAGACUAUAUAAAAAAGAAAACAAUGCAACUUGAUGCAAACAUCAGUCUAUAUAUUCGUAAUAUCAUACCUGUUCUAUACAUAUAUUAUUACGCCUUCCAGUUGCAUUGAAAACACUCAAAUUUCAAAAACGCCUAAAAAUUGUCAAUAUUUCAUGUAAAAUAAGUUGUUUUGACAAACGUUGGAAAUUUUUAGGUUCAUAUAUUAAUAAAAAAAUAUAUGUCAGUAGAAGAUGACAUAUUCUAAAUCAAAUGUCUCGAAUAUCGGUCAAAUUCAAUAGUAGAAAAUUACCUUAUGUGCACUAUAAGAACAAAAUAUCGAUAACUAUGUGUGUGACGUUUUUAAGGUGGGAUGGGGGUAGGGGGUGGGGCAGGGGGGGGGGGUAGAGGUCUCCUGUGAAACGUCCAUAUGAUGUUUCUCAUGGACAAAAUCGAUAUGUGAGGCUUCGGGCUUCCCUAAAACAGGUAUUCGUACGACGAAAUUAAACUUCUGCAUCAAAGUUUUUAUUUCUACUUUCACAUUCUUAUUACAAACCAAGCGCUUCUAAGUAGUGGAUCGGAAAUGCCUAAAAUUGUUUGUUUUUAUUAUUCAGUCAUUAUUUUUUAUUUUAUAUUUUUUUGCUUUUUAAAACUCUUUUACUAACUUAUUUAAAAACUAUUUUUUUGAAAAUCUUGAAAAACUCGCAUGUAAAUAUCAAGAUUUUGUGGGCAUCUCACUCGAUUGAAUAACAAUUGAUUCCUGUCAGAAUACGUAUUAUUAUAUACCAAUUGUCAAAGUCGCAUUUUUCUUGUGUUUUAUUGGUCGAGAGCAUAUCACGUGAGAGUGACGAAAUUAGACUGUCUCCCUCGCAACAGUGCGAGAGGGAAACAAUACGUUAUCGACCGGCGAAUAACGAAAAAAAAUCACGCGAAUAUGCGACCUUUGGACAUGCCUAUAGUAUAUAUAAUUACACUGACCUGAAAGGUCAAGUGUCUUAAAUCCCUAGUUUUCUGUUUUCUUCUGUUUUUUUCGUCGUCGAGAAAUCGAGUUUGCGUUCGCGCAUCGCAGGCUCAGGGUGCAACAAUUAAUCCAAAAUGCCACCGAUUCUUCGACUCCACGAUUCAUAUAUAAUAGUAAGAAGCUUGUAUUUAUGUACGUAAUAGCCGGCUCAUGCCAUGCUUGUGGUGCAUUUUUCGUUUAUUAGCCCAUAUAUAGACUUAUAUGGACUUAUACGCACGCGCACAAAUCCGAACUCCAAUGGUAACAUAUUCAGUCCAGUUUCAAAAUGGCGCCUUUUGGCUGAGUGAUCAGAAUAUAUUUCACACAGUUUCGUUGAAUUUUCAAAGAGUUGUGCCGGUUUCCUAUGGAGUUUACGUUGUGUUGCACUCUGAACUUUCUUGCGUGUUGAAUUAAUAUGUUUUUCUUCGUGUAACGACUCGAAAACCCCAAAAUUUGGACCCAGUGAAUUUUACAAAGGACAAGUUAAAGGUUUGACAGUUUGACUUUUUAACUAAUAAACAACUGUCCAUAAAUAUACGUUGUAGAGUCAUAAACAUCCGUGAUGUAGUUGUGUUCAUUUUUUGUCGCACUCUGGACUUUCUUGCGUGUUGAAUUAAUGUUUUUCUUCUUGUAUUAAACGACUCUAAAAUUUGGCUUCCAAAAUUUGGCCGACCCGGCGGAUUUAUACAAUCAAUAUGUUGUAUUCAACGACACGAAACCCCAAAAUUUGGACCCGACGCGAAUUUGUACAAUAUAGUGGGAUGUAAGCUUGGACAAGUUAAAGGUUCGACAGUUUAUUUUGAUUUAUUGUAUGGUUCUCACUUCUCAUUUGCCUAAUACAAUAACAUUUAGUUCACAAUACAAUAUAAACAAGGGCAAGUUAAAGAUUUGACCAUAUUAAAAUACAUGUAUUGAAAUUCGCGCAAUAGCUAUUAGAAUUCGCGCAAGUAAAGAUAAAGCGAGCGUUCGUUCAAAAUACCAAAAAGAACUAAGACAUUUAUUGUAUGGUUCGCAUUUGCCUAAUAGAAUAACAUUUAGUUCACAAUAUAAUAUAUUUAUAUAAACAAGGAAAAGUUAAAGGUUUGACAGUUUCACUGCACAAUGUCGACAAUAUACCUUAAUACAUGUAUUAAAAUUCGCUCAGUAGCUACUAGUUGGUGCGCCAAACGCUUUGUGGUGGCUAUAGCCUACUAAAGAUAAAGCGUGCCUUCAAAAUACAUACAAGAAUUAAGACAUUUAUUGUAUGGUUCUCAUUUGCCUAAUACAAUAACAUUUAGCUCGACGCGAAUUUUAACUAGUAUAUCAUAUUUCAUAAUAUAAUGAACAAUGUAAACUAGCCAAUUCUUUUCACCUACAAAAUGUCGACAAUAUACCUUAAUACAUGUAGUAAAAUUCGCGCAGUAGCUACUAGAGUUCGAUCAAGUAGUAAAGAUAAAGCUUGCAUUCAAAAUACCAAGACAUUUACUGCAUGGUUCUCAUUUGCCUAAUACAAUAACAUUUAGUUCACAAUAUAAUAUAAACAAGGAAUAAUCUUUCGAUUUGGCUACACUGUUUGCUCGUUUUGAAUGUAUAUUGAUCGAUUUCAAUAAUCGAUGUACAUAUCAGUCUGCUCGAUUCGAGUAAGUGUUGCCCGAUUUGUAUCAUUGGUGAUUAUUUUGGUGUUCGACUUAUAACUAUUGGACCUAUUGAAUUUUGACAGUAAAAACGCGCCAUAUUAAUAUAUAAUACAUGUAUUAAAACUCGCGCAGUAGCUACUAGCCUACUAGAAUUGGCGCAAGUAAAGAUAAAGCGUGCGUUCAAAAUACCACUGGCAAUGAACAAGAACUAAGACAUUUGUUACGAAAUCUGCUACAAAAUGACGACAAUAUAGCAUACAGUGUUGGAUUUUUCUCAUGUGUAUAAUGUAGCAUAACUGCCAUAACACAUGUAUUAAAAUUCAUGCAGCAGCUACUAGAAUUCGCGCAGCGCUGGGUGCGCAAAAUUGCAAAAGGCCGUUUGUGUUAGCUAUAGUAAAUAUAAAAUUUAUGCUACAAGGAUCAAGGUAAUAAAUGGCAAAUGAACUAGCUAUUUCAAGUUAAAACUGUAAUGUAUGAUGAUUCUUUUGAGAUAACAAUGAGAAGAUGAAGCGAACGAAGAAGAAAAAUUCCAGUCGGUGGCCAAAAAGGCCGUUUUCCGUGAAGUUUAAAUUGCCCUGUUAGUACAUUUAAAAUGCACGUAGUAGCCUAUAAUAUGUGCGUGGAACGCAUAUUACCUCGCCCUCGACGUUUUACCCUCGCCCUCGACGUUUUACCCUCGCCCUCGACAUUUAACCCUCGACACUCGACCAAUAGAUAAACUCCACACGACAUAUAGGGACACUCAAGGUUGCACUAAUUGCAUCGUAUAGGGUUGAAAAGUUGCCAAUGAUAAAGUGGUAAUUUCUGCCUUCUGCUUUUUGUUGUCAAAUUAUUGAUUUCCUUUGGAUAAAUCUACCAUAUCUACCGCUGAAACUGUUCUAUACGAACUCUCUUGCUCCCCAUUCGCUUGUCUAUUACACCAUAGCCAAUCUCGUUCCCCGAGACUGCGAUCCUCGGGAAGGAAACGAAGGCUCUGGGAUAAUCUGUUGCCGAAAACCAGGAAUUCUGGCUAAGAUUGAACUGCACAUUCCAUAUCAACGGCCAAUCAGAUUCCUCCCUGAAACGGAUUAUCCCAGAGCCUUCGUUUUCUUCCCAAGGACCGCAGGCCCAGGGAACGAGAUUGCAGCAUAGCGCGCAUGUCAUCAUUUUCAGGUCAGUGUGAACGCCUGAGUAGGCGUCUUGUUUAUUAAACUUUCGCUUUAAGUAACUGCAGUGUUUAAUUUAACGUUUUAACAAUAAAAUAUUUCAUGUAUUUACGUUCACUUGUUCUUUAAUUUGUUGUUUCUUUGACUAUUGAUAUAUAACAAAACACUUAUUUACUGAGACCUCGGCAAAGCAGUGUGUUUUGUGGACCCUCGACCAUCGACGCUUCCCUGGGCUUCGCCUCGGGAAACAUCGACGGUCUCGGAUCCACCGAACAUGCUGUUUCCCUCGAUAUCAUGCAGUAAAUAUAAGUGAUAAAAUUGUUUUUGUUUGUGGAAACACCACGUAAAUUUAUUACUGCCAAGCUUUCGAUCCGUAAGCCCGGAUCUUCAUCAGUGCUAAUAAUAUGUGCUAAUUUUGCUUUCCACAAACAAAAACAAUUAUAUUUUAUCGCCAUGCAAACAUUCAAGAACUUAAAUAAGUGAUAAUUAAUAGCUGCAUUUUUCGCAGCUGUUCCUGGUCCAAUGAUAAAAUGUAUAUAAUUUCUAUCUACAAAGCCCAUCAACUAUUCAAUCGAAUGAGAUGCAAACAAAAUCUUGAUAUUUACUUAGUCAUCCCCGAGCCGACGGCGCGAAGCGCCGUGCGAGGGAACUAAUUCCCCUCGGCUAUUUACACCCGGGGAAACGAAAGCAUUAGCGAAGUCUAAAGUUCAUCAAUUAUCGCGGGCGUGGGUGACCAACGAUGUUGGUGUGUUGGGUGGGUGGUCAUACUCACUGUUCUCAAAAAUAUGGCGGAUUGUCAUGAAUAGCGGACACUGAUUGGUCCAAUUUAAAGUUUGCGUUAUAACGACUGCAUGACGACAGCGAAUUAGCAAACAUUUCUUGAUUUGAUGAUUGAUAAAUUUCUUGCAAAUAUAUUUCAUUUUUGCUCGCAUUUUUGCAAGAUUUUGUAAAUUUCAAAAGCUCUCUCAGAAAGAAACUGCGAAAGAAUCGGCUAAAAGAAGGGAGCCGACGUUAACGAAGGUAAGUUUGUUUUAAAUAUUUUAUAUAAUGGCUUUAAAACCCUACGGCAUUUGCGUAUAUGAAACAACUAAACAAGACAGCAUAUAAUUUAAUUUUCAAUGUAUCUUUAAUACCUUUUUUAUGAUAUUGAAUUUUUUUUAAUAAUAAAGAAGUUAUUUGCAAGCGAGAAUUUGAAAUCAUUUUAUUGCAAACUCAAAGUUUAUCGAUUAUCCCCAGUGAACUGUAAUAACACUGGAACGCUAACUGCAGAUAAACAUGCCCAUACUUGCCUGAAGCCAAAAUGGCCCUUCUCGCGAGCACGGGCAGCAAUAAAUUAACUUUCAAAAGGACUGGGGAGAGUUUCGAGGAGCGGGAAAUUCAGUCAAAAGUUUGUUUUUGAGCGAAAAUCAGCAAGAAAAUGUACUUUUUUAUCAAAAGGCUUCAACUUUAAAGAUUCAAACCUGGUUUCCUGGAUAGUUCUAAGUAUUUUACAUCCACUAACAGCAAAAACUUCCUGGGUAACAGCUUGAUAUUCAAAAUAUUACACAAGUUUGAACGUGCCGAAAAAAAAUUCGCACUUUGACUCCUGAAAAAAGAACUUUAUAACUGCUCUACGUUCUGGAAACAUGUUUUGUAUUAAAUUUCAGGUAUUGUUGAAAGUUUCUAGCUUUUUUCCUUGUUGAAAUACAGCUAUUUAGUGGUCGAAAACAGAUGUCUUUUUGGUGGCGUAUUUUCCACUCCAUACGUACAUGGCGGCCUUCAAUUUGGCUUCAAAGAUGGCCGCCAAGUUAUCGUUCCAGUUCCCUUAGAGUUCACUGAUUAUCCCCCACACACCCAGCUCCCCCUUUCCCACGCCUAUGAAAAAGUAUGAAAAAUACUGUUUGCAUUUCCGUUUCGUUCCGGUUGACUUUAGUUGCAGUGUCCUUUUAUGCAAAUUCCCAAUUACACAAUGAUCUGCAACUGACAAAGUGUUACUCUAGAACUGCUGUAACUUUAUAUUACAGGGCGGAAACAUUGAAACGAAAUGGCACAAAAAGGAUCCGUGAUAUUACUGCUUAGGUGCACACCAUCAAUUCCUGGAACAUUUCGUAUCAUACUAAAUAUUAUUUUCUGGUGUUAUACUACAACUGGCGAAAUAUUAAAGGAGAAUGAUUCGGAGUCAACGGAAAAUUCUUACAAUACAGCUCUUAGUAUUUCCAGUUCGGAAAGAUGUCAACAUAUCUACGGAAAUCUCACAUCUCAGGAAAUGGCCAGAUGUGAGUAUGUACCUAAAAAGGUUAUAGACAAACCGAACCCUUAUAUGUCAUAUUGCAUAACCCGACAGUCUUUAACAAGGUGUAUUCAAAAAGAUAAUCGAAAUUUAGCAUGCGCCAGUACGUUGGAUAUUGAGCCCUAGCUAGCCAGCGUAGCAGGCUGCCAUGCUAUUUAUAAUCAGUAGACAGUAGGGCCACUUGGUUAAUACUAAACUAACCAUACAAGUCGAUUGAAUAAAUUAUUUAACAAAUAACCGGUUGACGUAUAUGGAAUAUUCGGAAUCGAAUUUGUAAACAAAUGUAAAUAUAAACUACAACGAAGAUAAACAAAGCGGGCGUGUGUACAUAGCCAGAAGUGUUUCUUAACGACAAAUGCCGACAAUAUUAUUCCACGAUGUCGGGCAUAUUUUAUAAAGCAAAGAUAACCAAACCCUCUUUAAAUCAGUGUGCGGACAACAGGCUUUCAACAUCUCUUAAGAUGGCUAACUGUCUACUGUCUUUGAAAAUGGUUUCCGUAUGGGGAACCGAAACGUCAGACAAAACAAAACUAUUAAUUAAAUGUAAGAAAGAUCUGGAUAAACUCAAGAACAAUCUCUUAAGAUCCCGAUUUAAUUCAAUACUGUUAUGAAUGAUGUGAGUUUAAACGACGAACAUAUUUACAGCCGAACAUUCGUUACGUUAAACAUCGAACAUAUUCUGUAAUUAUUGAUAUUAUUUUUAAAUCUUAAAAAAAAUACGCCCUUUCGAGGUUCGCGAUGCCAUCUAAAGCCUGGUUUCCAUAUGGUCGUAACUGUCACCAACGUGUCACCAACCGACCAACGUGUCGCGAACGUGUCGUGUGUUUGUCAUGAAUGACUUUUACGCUUGCAUGUUUCCAUAUCGUUGUACCUGUCGUGACAAUAUCGCAAGUUAAUUUUGUACCCAGAGAUGGCACAAGCAGCUGGUGGCAGUUUUAAAAAGACAAACUGUUCCCACGUUGUCGUUUUUCUGUUUCCAUUAAAAAAUAACCGUCAGGUUGCCAGGACACGUUCUUAGCCUGUCGCAACUGUCGUCCGAGACAGAACUCGAGUCUAUCUCGACGACACUGUUGUAACUGUCGUGAACUGUUGCCAGCGUGUCGCCACAAGACUCUUCUUCAUGUUUUCAUUUGGUUGCGAACACUACUCUGACGACAGUUGCCGGCAACACGUUCGCGACAGUUACGACCAAAUGGACACAAGGCUUAACUGUCGUCAGUAGUGUUCGCGAUCAAAUGGAAACAUGAAGAAAAGUCUUGCCGCGACACGCUGGCAACAGUUCACGACAGUUACAUGAACAGUGUCCUCGAGUUCAAUCUCGACGACAGUUGCGACAGGCUACAAUCGUGUCGUGACGGUGUAGUGGUAGAAUAAUACAUAUAGAAAAAGUACAAACCAUGAGAAUAUAAACCAAUAGAGAAUAAGAGUACCUGAAUUAUCCGUCCAUACUGUUUGUAAACUACUAUUAAAUCAGAAACGAAACACCUCGGGUCCAGAUGAGUUGCCACAUUGGUUUUGGAACACCUAUGCAUAUGAUAUUGCGCCUGUGAUAACCAUCAUUUUUAACAACUCAAACAAACUGGGCAUUGUUCCUGACAGUUGGAAACUAACAAAUGUUUUACCUGUCCCCAAAGAAUCUCCUCUGACAGAAUCAAACCAAUUACGACCCAUUUCGUUGACUAAUAUAAUUGUUCGCCUUUUUGAAAGAGCAAUCUAUACAACUGAAUUAGUCCAGGUGAUGGAAAAUGCCAUCCAUAAAGAUCAGUUUGCAUAUAAAAGCGGUUAUAGCUCUACAAUGGCCCUAAUAAAAGCGCAACAUACCUGGAUGGAAUGGUUGGAUGGUAAUGCUAGUAUGGUACGCGUCUUCUCUUUUGAUUUCAGCAAAGCUUUUGACACGGUACCGCACGAGAUUUUAUGCAAUAAGCUGAAGAAGCUUCCUAUUAGUCCCUAUAUUACCAAUUGUAUCAUCAAUUUCCUAACCAAUAGGUAUCAACGAGUCGUUGUUGAUGGCGUUAAAACAGAAUAUUUGCCUAUAAAUCGUGGAGUUCGUCAAGGAACAGUAUUAGGUCCAAUACUGUUUUCUAUAAUGAUUAAUGAUAUCCGUCCUGUUCAAGCCUCAAACUUAAUUGUUAAAUUUGCAGAUGACAUCAAUCUAGGGAUUAAGGUCACAGAUGAUAGUGACGCCUCUUAUAUGGAAACAAACAAUAUUAUCAACUGGGCGGAAACAAAUUACAUGAAACUUAACUAUGAAAAGACGUGGGAGAUGGUCAUUCGCGGCAAGAUAACCCGGCCACUUCCUGCGCCUCUGCCUAUGAUUGUUCGUAAAAGUUGGUUGAAGAUACUUGGUGUUACGUUUCAAGAGAAUCCUUCCAUGUGGGACAUGUAUCUAGAUGAACUAUAAAUGAGUAAAACCUGUAGCAGAAUGUACAUUAUUCGGAUUUGCAAAUACUACGGGUUUUCUAGGAAAGAGCUGGAUCUUCUGUUCCAUAGUCUUAUUUUAUCAAUAUUAGUUUUUGGUAUAGAGGUCUGGGGAUGUGCGUCGUAUUCUAAGUAUCUUAGUCAAGUAGAUAAACUUUUAAAACGUGCAUAUAACUAUGGAUAUCUUAUGUAUCAGGUUUCGAUUGUACGUUGAUAUAUUAAACAUUAGUAUAAUUACAUAGGUGAUUAUUGAAAAUUCUCCACGCUGAUUGGUUGGCGUUGAGGUGAUUAUUACGCGAUAAUCACCUAAGCAAUUUUCAAAAUGGCGGCCGAAGCCGUUUUGUCAAUUAAAUGAUGAAAAAAUGUGUAUUUUUUAUUUUUUUUCUAAAUAAUCACCUAUGAAAUUAUACUAAAACAAUUAUUCACCUCAGGCUCGGUAAUUAUCGUGAAUAAAAACCUCGACUUCGUCUCGGUUUUUAUUCACCGAUAAUCACCUCGCCUUCGGCGAAUAAUUGUUAAAUAAAGACAGAGAUUUAUUGGAGAAAAUAACUACGGAUCCCAACCAUGCCCUGCAAGUUUUGCUGCCUCCUAGUCGUCAAUUAGAAUUACGCAAUCGCGGACAUGAGUAUGAACUACCAAGAGUUCGAACAGAAAGGUUUAAAAGAGUGUUCGUUAAUAGAUGUCUUGUUAUCUUCAUAUGAUAUUUUUAAAUUAGAAAUUAACUUUUUAGGAACUACAUUAAACAUAAUAAUAAUGGUAUUUUAGCUCUAUUAAUGAAUAAUAUCAAUACUAAUACAGUAAUUAGUAUAAUAAUUAUUGAUAAGUAAGUGCAAAUUGUAAGCCCGCGCGUUUGUUGUGAGGUGUUGCUUUUAAUAUUUUAAUAAAGAUUUAUACAUACAUACAAACAACCAAAUACACUUUUAUUUUCGUAACACCGCGGAAAAAUAUCUGCGCAUGCUCACGAACAAAAGUGGCGAAAUUUAAAAUAAAUUUUAUUACUCAAUACAAAACCAAAGCUGUUUAUUCACUCGGUGUAAGUGAAAACAACAAUAAAAUACAGAAAACGGGUAGAAUAGACCUUAAUCAGGAAGAUAUAACAUUUAGAGGAUAUAAAGAAGUAUAAAUUAAAUUUGAAAAGUCUGGUUUGAACGGAGAUGUGUCGAGCACUUUGUGCAAAAUGACCAACGUAAAAAAUAAGCGAACUCUUAAGAAGAAGGCUCUACCUAUCCUAAAUAUUCCGAGUGAGUCAUAAAGUUUAAUUAUUGUUUAUCCAAAAAUAUUUGAUUCUAUACCAUAUGAACCUACGAAAAAUAUCUUGGUAUCGUUCAGUUAAAGAACUGUACAUACAAUAAAUUUAUCGACAGUCAGCAUUGGUUCAUUUUCUUGCAUAAUACUAUUUUUUGAACAUGUAGAGUGUAAUUACUAGAUUUUAGGUUGUCACAUUCAUGAUUUCGCUUGCAUUUUCACAGAAAAGGCAUGCAAAACAUCGAAGUUGCUCCCAACCUCGUUCCCAGGGCUUCAGUGUGAGGACGAGGACGAGGCGUGAUUUAUUUUAAACAAGUUAAAAUAAAUCACUACCAGUAUCUUACAACAAUUCAAAACCAUGGCAAGUGUUCUUUGAAGAACUAAAGUCGUAAUAAGCUUAAACAACGGCAUGAGUCAUGUUUGACGGCAGUAAUGUCUAUUUCUAAAUGUCGAGCGGAGUACUGGAUCCAAAUGUACUGAUUUUCGUGCAAAAGUCGCCGGUGUUUCCCAGAGACUCAAGCCUCAGCAAGCCUCCACAGAGGAUUGCGGGCUCUGGUUUCGAGAUUGGAGGAAGCCCUGGUCUGUGCCGAUUACGUGACGACAAAAAAUGGCAGUAUUUGACAGCUACUCGUCAAGGAGUGGCGAGAUAUUCUUUAAUGAAAUCAAAUGAAAUAUACAAGUCUUCGAAACAAAUAAAUAGCCAAAAGUCUUCUCAAUCGAUAUUAUUUAUGUGUGGAGCGAAGUUUGGCACGAAUCAGUUGAAAUCUCUGAAGAUCCCGUCUAUGUUUUCUAAGAUAUACUGAUAUUUCUGGAGAUUUUCAACUACAGCGGGCAAAGCUGCAUCCAAGCUGCAUCUAGGCGUCUCCAUGCAAGUGGUGAUUCACGCGAAAUUUCCUUUCUCUCGUCUUCAACAAUAUGGCUAUUGUUAUAAUUAAUAUUUAGUUUAAAUAUGCUCUUAUAGAUCUGACUUAGUUCAAUAUAAAUAAACACAAAUAUAAAACCUCGCGUAACCUGUUUACGCUGUACACGUAUAUACGGAUUCGCUUGUUUCGCCGGACACCAACACUUGCCGUUCAGGAGCAAUGCUUGUCUACAAAUUUUAUCCUCUUCACAAUCUUUGUUUUAUUUUAUCGUAUAGUCGCAAAUUUCAAGUAUUCGGGGUAUUCUGAAACUGUAAAACUGGGUGGCGUGCGAAUCUUGUAGAGACUACAUUGGCCUAGGCGUAGAGCUAUUAAGUAAACAGGGCCUAAAUUAAUUUAGUAGUUUCAUUUAAUUGUUUGUGUUGCUUUUAUUUGUCAGUACAGAAUAUUGUAAAUUAAAAUAUUACUACAAUGCAAUACGCGUAGUAUUUCAUCAAACAUCCGCACUAAUAAAUACUGUACAAGAAAAACUACAGCUUAAAUAAUAGUAGACGUUUCUUGUUUUGUCAGGAAACAUCACAGCUCACUUCAACACGGCUUUUGAGUUUUGUAACCGUCGAGACGAAAGUAAAUCAUGCAGUCGGGAAAAAGUCUUUCUUUGAAAGAUUAUUUUGCAAAACACACAAGAAUCAUAAAAAUACAAAUGUUGAAUUGUUAUUGUCAACUGUCAAGUUCAGUUAUUUUUAGACAAUAUGGUGUUAGCCAAUCAGAAUGCAAAAUUGACCGGCCCAGACCAGGGCUUCCUCGUGUCUCGCCUCGUCCUCACACUGAAGCCCUGGGAACGAGGUUGAGUUGCUCCUUGUUGCUUCCAUUUUGAGUUUUUGGCAACCUUCGGAACACUUGACACCACGUUCACAAGGCAAGUUUCAGUAAGGAUAACGCAUGCGCAGACGUUUUUCCGCGGUGUUAGUUUUAGUUAGUUGAGCACAUAUAAAAAUUCGUUACGCGCAUGAGCUAAAAUGCUGAGCUAAGUAUACUGGAACAUUUAUAUAUCUUCGACAUCCUCCGGGGACCGGGGGCGGCGUAUUCUGAAAUUUUGUUGGCUGUUCUCGCGGAUGAGGUUGUUACUGGUCUCUUCUAACCGAUCUCUCUUGUUCAGCAGAAUUAUUGACGAGGUUUUCUUGACCACAGUUGCUUAUCUCCGUUUCUUCGUCUUCGUUCGUUGACAGUUCUAGUGGGUAUAGUUUUCAAAUUGGUCUGUUUGUAUUGCUCUGUGCUCGUUUGAAUACUCGCUGCUCGAACCAAGUAAUAACCUCCUCGAAUGAGAUCUUGGGGUGUCAUCAUGGACUAGAACUAUGUCUCCUUUCUUGAUAAUCUGUUUAUUGUCUCGGCUAGAGCGAUGAAAUUCACGUAGCGGGGUUACAUAUUCGUAGCGGGGUUACAUACUCGUACCUAGGAUCUUUUUGGGAAAGACCCUGGUAUAGCCUGGUCACGUGAAUCUACAAAAAUCUGGAGGAGUGACAAAGUAUCAAAUUGCAUGCUUCCACAUAAAAACGUUAAACUUCAAUUACAAGGAGUGGGAUAUUUUGUAUAAUGUAGCGAUACAUAGUUCGAAAUUCCGGCUAUGGAAAUUUCACAGCGCUUUUAAUAACAGUCGUGGAGUAGUAGUAGUCAUUGUUUAUAUGCAAGGUGUCCGUUUGUAGUUUGCGAUAUUUCAGAACUCAAAAAAUCUCUCUAUUUGGUCCUAUUUCGUUACAAUUCCACAUCUCUGUAUUAAAUAAAAUAAAUCCUUUAGUUUAAUUAAGAUAGACUUCAACAGCUAAAUGACAGCCACAUAGGUCGGUCUAGAAAUAUAUUUUCUUGUUUAAUAGUUUGCGACGAGUGCUUUCUUCGACGAGCGGGAUAGCAUACUUUGUCUAUUGAAAUCUAAUCUAUCUUUGCUCAACGACAUUCUGCGUACAUGCGCACAAUGGCAUUUGAUAUUCCUUGAUAUAUCCUGCAUGAUUUCUGCGUUAUUUCUUCGCUAAAUCCUUGCUCAAUGUCAAUGACAAAACGUACUUAGUCACCCACCCUGAUUGAAAUCUAUUGUUACCUCCCACAUUCUGGGAGACACGUGACCAGAUAAUACCAUGGUAUUUUCUCAGCAGGUGGCCGUGGCACCAGAGUGUGAGAGGAAUUAGUGUGGGUACGAGGUUGUCGACGUCGAACAUCUGAUCGCACUUCCAUAAUCGGAAAAUAAAAUCGGAGACAAGCGUAUCAAAGACAAGUAUCGGCACAGAGAAACACUUGAAUCAUGGCACACUGCAUACACAAAAGAACUCUGACAACAAUUCAAAACAUUUACCGCAUUAAUCUUAUAGGCGGAACUGUGAUAUUUGUAAUUUUGUAUCUAUAUGUAAUUGUAAACCGUUGUAAUUGUCACACUCUCAUUGUAAUCUACCCGUUGAAGACUGCAGACGCCAAGGCGAAAGCUGGUACUAAAUAAAUGUUAAAAAAACAGAGAACGUCUACAAAGUUUAACUUAUUAUGAAUAAUAAUAAUAAUAAUAAUAAUAAUAAUAAUAAUAGUCUUUAUUAAAAUACUCAGAUACAUCUGUCUGAGUUUACAAUCGAAAUGUAAUUGAUCUAGAUAGUUAUAUUUACAAUGUAAGUUAAGAAGCGUAAAAAGAUUUAAAAAGUUUUAAAUACAUUAAAGUCUAAACAAAGUUAUACAGACAACGAUUUAUGAACAACCUUUUGAAUCUUUCUGUUCUCACUAGGGGGAGUUCAUACUCAUGCCCUCUAGGCCUAAGUAACCUACUUCUUUUUUCCGGCAGCAGUUCAAGCAACGCAUUGUCCUCAGUUGAUGUUAUUUUGUUCCACAGUUUCUUAUCUCUCUUAUCACGUAUUUCUUUAAUGUGUGUUCGUUUUGAUAUAUAACCAUUCUUAUGUGUACGUUUAAUGAAUUUAUCUAUUUGGUUCAAAUAUUUACCGUCAUAUGCACAACCCCACAGCUCAAUAGCAAAAGUGAAUAUCGACAUAAUUAGGCUAUCAAACAGCAGAUCUAAUUAUUUAAUUGAUAGUCCAUAGUAUUUGCAAACUCUCAUAAUGUACAUUCGUCCACUUGCUUUUUUGAGCAUUUCUUCGAAGUGCAAAUCCCAGUUGCACGGAUUAUCUUGUAGAGUAACUCCUAAAAGCUUUAGCCAUGUUUUUCGCUUAAUUGAAGGGAUAAGCUCGGGCAAAACUACAGAGGUGUGUCUGCGAACAACCAUUCCGUACGUUUUUUCAAAGUUUAAGGGCAUUCUAUUCUCUUCCGCCCAAUCCUGUAAACAGGCAGCUUCAGAUCGAGAUGUGUCACCACUUUCGUUGCCAGGCACUCCUAACGUCAAAUCGUCAGCAAAUUUGACUAACGCAUUACUAGGAUCAGCAGUUUUAAUAUCAUCAACCAUUAUUGAGAAAAGAACUGGGCCUAAAACAGUACCUUGAGGGACACCACGAUUAAUAUAUAAUAACCAUCGUUUCGCUACAAACACAUUCAAUUGUAUAUGCUUCGUUCUCAAAUGAAUACAUGCCCUCGUUCAAAUAAACCUAGUUUCAUGCAAAUCACUUGUAUAUGGAUCGUUCUUGAAACAACUGAACAUGAAAUAUAUUUGCUUCUCAUAAGCCACGCACAACUUAACAUGAAAUAUAUAUACUAUAUAUAGAAUUGCCAUAUUCAUUUCAUCCACGCACAAUAGGGCCAUUUAUACGGAACAAAAUAAGACGCGACUUACAUAAGACGCGACUUAAGUAAGACGCGAGUUUGUCGUAUAAAAGGUACAAAAUUCUUAUGUAAGACGCGUCUUGGAUAAGACGCGUCUUACAUAAGAACAGGUCUUUUAGCUGUUCUUAUUUAAGUCGCGUCUUAAAUAAGAAAUUUUGGACAAAAAGUCUAACUACACAUGCCAGAAACUUGAAACAACGUAAAAUUUAAUGCCUUGCAUAUUAAAACAAAAACAACCAAAACAACAUUAUAGCUAUAGCAAAUAAAUAAGACCAAAGCCGUAGAGAACAAUUUAUGCGAUAACUCCACUUAUUUAAGUCGCGUCUUAUGUAAGUCGCGACUUAUUUUGUCACGUAUAAAUGGCCCUAUUGUCAAAGUCAAUGACAAGGCUUUACAUGAAAUAUAUAGAAUUGUUUCUUUCUUUUCAAAAAAACAAGCACAACUGCACUGUUAAUUUCAGGGUGUUAAAAUAACACCUCGGGUGGUGUUAGAUUAACACCAACUAGUGGUGUUAAACAAAGGUGUUAUUUUAGCACCCUUUUUCGGUGCUAAUUUAACACGACAUAAAUAAAAAUAUUUUGCAAAGUGUUAAUUUAACACUCAAAUAGUUUAACACCACUUUAGAGGUGUUAAAAUAACACCCACUUAAGGACAGGUGGUGUUAAAAUAACACCGGUUUCUGGUGCUAAAUUCUUGGUGUUAAAAUAACACCAUAAGUGGUGUUAAGAAUUUGUAUUCCCCAGUGUUAAAUUAGCACUGUUUGUGGAGUUAGAACAUGGGUGUUAAAAUAACACCUUUUUGGUGGUGUUAAAUUAGCACGCAGCACGAGUGUUAAAAUAGCACCUUUUUGGUGGUGUUAAAUUAGCACUGAGCACGGGUGUUAAAAUAGCACCUUUUGGUGGUGUUAAAACUGUUUGUGCAGUUAGAAUAACAUAUAUUCUUAAACUAAAACACUUUUACAGUAUAACACGGUCUAUAAACACACGUUUUGAGCCUGGUCUACCGUCACAGGCUAGGGCUGGCCGAUUACAGGUAUUUCGCCAAAUUAAUUAAUUGGCAAAUAUUUAUCCGAAUAUUAUUUACUGUUAGCAUGAAACAGCCUCAUAUUAAUUGCUGGCAAAUUAUAAACCAUUUCACAAAUGAAACAUUUGAAUUCAGAAGUUAAUACUUUUAGACAUAUAAAUAAUAAAUUAACAGAAAUACUGAAAUAGUUCCCAUGUCACAUGCAUGUUCCAUGUAUGUUUAUGCAUUUCAUCAUACAGAUUGGAAACUGGCAAAAUUGGACCUCAAAAUAUCGCAUUUCAAAUAUUAUAACACGCUAUAAUUUGCAGCAGUAGCAACACAAUAUGAAGAUAACACACAAUGAAGCCGAAAUAUUUGAAUAUUCGCGCGCCGCAUGAUCGAGCUUUCAACCAAUGAGUAUAGCGCCGCCGUGAAAUCUAAUACCUUCUUCUCACAUCAAUACUGGCAUUUAUAUAGUUUGUGAUCGUUUGUAUGGGAAUAUAUCUGCUCUCUGAUAUCUGCUAUUGUGGUAGUGAUGGGCGAUACCGAGUACUUGGUAUUCGAUACCAGCGAUACCACAAACAGCGGUAUCGGUAUCGAUUACUGACGUGGUAUCGUUCGAUACUUGCACCCUUUUUUUAACGACUUGUUUAAUUUCACUUCUUGGUUGAAUAAGACUUAAUGAACCACUAAAAUAACUCUUAAUAUUCCAAAUGUGGUGCGCCAAGUCAUGUAUAGAAAAUAUUUAUUACGUUUCGGACUUUUGGUUUACAUAUAGCUUUAUUUAGGUUACAUACAGUAAUGAAAGAUGUUUUUCCGCUGACCGGUAGGUAUCGAAAGUAGCCGAUACUAGCAAUUUAAGUACUCACUUCCGGUAUCGAAAAUUGAAAUUUUGUGUUUAUUUUGGUAUCGAAAUAGGUAUCGGUAUCGGCCGAUACCGAUCUUAAAAGUAUCGGUAUCGGUAUCGAAUUAAAAAUCCUGGUAUCGCCCAUCACUGUGGUGCGAGGGUUCUAUUAGGAUUGCUUCUAAGUGUCAGUGCGAUGGAAGCGAUACAAACUGAUUAAAAUGGCUUUAGUAUAUUCAUAUUUCAAGCAUAAAGAUGGCUUUAAAACAGUGUGAGGAAGAAGCGAGCAAGGUUGCUGUUUGUAUUUGUAUUUGAAUGACAAAGGUCUGGCCGCCAAUGCAAUUCAAAACGUGUGGUUCACAGCGUCAAUGCUUUAGAAUUAGUUCGCCUGUAACUUCAAAGAUGUGAUAAAUGUCGAAAGGAAUAAGGUGAGUUAUUAUAAUACUGCGAGAAUUAUAGUGAUUGUUGUCUGCGAUUGUCGUAUUUAUAAUACGACCGCCAUUAUGCUGAGGCUAUUCUCAUUGCCAUUGCAGUCUCAGUUAAGAAAACGUGCGCGCGUUUUGAUUUGCAAGUGCUGUAGUUUUGUCUGAUUUAUCUUGCGUUUACUGCUUUCAUUUCAAUUAUAAAGACAAGUAUUUUAGAACCUGAGAUGGAAAAUCGGAAAAUGGCUGUUAAAGCCUAUGUGUAGUUCUCAUUCAUCGCAAACCGUCGGCGAUGGGAGCUUUGCGACGUCGGCGACCGCUUUCGAUUUAUGAGAACACAUCAAAAAUUAUAUCGCCGAUUGUCCAUGAUCGUCGCCGACCAUCGGCGAUGACAUCGCAGGAAACAAAAAUGUUUGUUUCUUGCGACCAUCGCCGACUGCCACCUGCUUGAAAAAUCUAUGAGAAAUGAGUAAAAGUUGUUUUUUCCUCAACAAGCAAGGAAAUAAUCAACUGAAGUUUGACAUAAAUCAUGAACUUUACGUUGAACGGGGCCAUUUUGUGCCUUGGUGGGAAAUUUCGAAACACAUCGUCUGUCAUCUGCGACGUUCACCGAUGUAUGAGAACUUUCGUACAUUCGCGGUCGGCGAGCAUCGGCGAUAAGCGUCGCCGAUCGUCGGUGACAGUUUGCGAUGAAUGAGAACUAGGCUUAAAUGCCCAACCUCAACUAUAUCAUAUACAUAUAGGAAUGCAAGAUUUUGUGCAUUCUAUUCAAAUUACGCACAACAACACAGACCAACAAUACUUUAUUCCGAAACGGUAAUGUUUUAUAUUGAUUACUGAACGAUGGAAUUUAUUUUAUUAAUACUGUCUGUGAGAUGAGAUACAGUAUACACUACACAGCUGGACCUGAGCUGGUGUUUCAUGAAUAUUUUUGCCAACUCGAAUUUUAUAUUUGAUUUUUAACCAUUAAUUUAAGCUGCAAUGUUCCUAAAUAUACCUUAUUUUAUUGUUUUAUUCUGGCUAACGCAGACAAUUUUUAUCUAAUUUGCCAAGGGGAUCUUAUACCGUAAACCUCCGACUAUAAGCCCUGGGCUUAUAUACUUUCGUAAGCGAUUUUUGAUGGGCUUAUACAAGGGGGGGGGGUUAUAUAUGCGGGGGGCUAAUACAUGGAUGAUCUUUUGUGUUAGUAAUAAACAAAUCAGACAUAAACAAGUCAGUCAUAAACAGGAAAAUAUACAUCCAUUAAUAACAUGCUUUGAUUAACAUAACAUAUAGUCGGCUAUAAAGACAAUGACAAUGUUUUUAAAUAUCGUUCUCUGCUAUAUUAAAAGACAAUCAAAAUGUUGAAUAACGUACUGGGCUUAUAUUCGGGGACUUAUAUUUGGGGGGCUUAUAUUUGGGUGUGCUUAUGUUGGGGGGGGGGCUUAUAUUUGGAAUGAAUUGAGCGUUAGUAUAUGUGGUGGGCUUAUAUUCGGGGUGGCUUAUAGUCGGGGGGGGGGCUUAUAGCCGGAGGUUUACGGUAUAAUGACAGAGAUAAUUUUACCUAUCAUUGGGCUAUCAAUGGGAGAGUCCUGAGUAUUAAUAUUUAAGAGUGAAAAUAUUGAUUAUGAUAUAAUGUUCACAUUAUAAAAUCCCCAAACAUAAUUCUCUUUCUCAACCAUGUCAAAAGAUACACUAAACCUAAUAAGUUCUUAUUGCAACAGAUUCUCAUUUUAAAGUAGAAUAAUUGCCACAUGUAGCACUUGUUAAGGUGAGAUAGCACAUCUCUUAUCCAUCCAGGACAAAUGACCCAUUUGACACAGUUAAUUAACACUAUAAUGGGGGUAAUUUUUCUUUCUUAAAAUGGCAAUGUAUCGAUAUGAUUUUUCAAUGGCAAAAUGCAAUUGGACUGUACGGGCCAGUCUGUACCAGUGACUAAUUAUAUAGUUAAGCUAGGUGACACUUGCUCGAUGGCUUCCCUGUUAGAUACUGUACUCCUUUUGAAAACUAUUAAUUGCUACAUGUAGUGUUAAGGUGAGAUCAUGGCACAUCUCUUAUCCGUCCUGGACAAAUGACCCAUUUGACACAGGUAACAUUAUAAUGAAGUAGUUUUUCAUUCUUGAAAUGGCGAUGUAUUGACAUUAUUUUUUAAUGGCAAAAUGGAAUUGAACUGUAACAGUGAUUAAUUAUAUAGUUAAGGGACACUUGCUCAAUGGCUACCCUCUGUUAUAUACUGUGCAUACUCCUUUUGAAGUAAUUAAAAUUGCUACAUGUAGUGUUAAGGUGAGAUGGCACAUCUCUUAUCCUAUCAUUGCAUGUGAUCAAUGCUUAUUUGUCUCAACAAAGAGAUGGUUUGCGCUCUAGCUAGCUAUCUCAUUGACAAUUAGAUAACGAGUAGCGUAAAGCCAAUCAGAAUACAGCAUUUGCAUUAGAACUUGACAACAUUUAAAAUUACUAAAUAUAUAUAUAUAUAUAUAUAUACUGUAUAGACUAAUGUGAAAAUGAAUACUUUUAGGAUGACGACCCCAUUGUCCAUUGAUGAAGAAGUGAGGAAAUCAGCCUACAGUAUAGCUAUCCUUGAAUCUUGGCAUCAGGUGACAUUGCAUCCUUGGACCCAUUGUACAUUGCUGCCGUGGGGCAAAUUUACUUGCGUUUUGCUGGUAAAAAUAUUCCACAUACUUAUUGCUACAUUCCAUGUUCUAAAUAUGGAAUACACUCCAGGUGUUUCGAGUGUUUAUGCAUUUCUAGAAUUUAGAAGCUGUCACCUUAAACCGCCCUGCUGAUGCCGAGAACAAAAUUUCUGUACAACAACUUUUAAGUGAGCUUGGACUCUGAAAUUAAUCGUGAUAAAUACUUAGUUCAUAUAAAUUCAUGCAUGUUAAAGGUAUUUCUUGUCAGCGAGUAAUUUAUAAUAAUAACCAAUUUUGAACCUAUAUUUCUCUUUUGUGUGUGUCUUAAUGUGCCUGGUUGAAAGUGUUAAAUCAACACCUUAAAUCUGGUGUUAUUUUAGCAGCAGAUAGGAAGAGGUGUUGCUUUGGCACUGCCAAAUCAGGUGUUAUUUUAACGCCACACUAUAGGUGUUAAAUCAACUCUUAAAACUGUGUCACUUUAGCACUUAAAAGUGGUGUUAGUUUAACACUAUAAACAGGUGUUAAAUUAACUCCAAAAACUAUUGCUAAUUUAACACUAAAAAUGGGUGUUGUUUUAGCACCAUAACUAGUGUUAUUUUAACACUUUUUUAGUGGUGUUAAAAUAGCACCAAAAAGUAGUGUUAUUUUUUACCUAAUUUUUUAACACCACUUUUUGGUGUUAUUUUAACACCCUAACAUUAACAGUGUGUACAUCGAAUAUAUUUACUUCGAAUAAGCCACGCAGAACUUUACGCAACAUGAAAUAGCAUAGAGAAUUGCCUCGUUCUAUUAAAAGACCACGCACAAUUAGCUGAUCACCGAAUAUAUUUACUUCUCGCUAACCACCACGCGCAAGUGACAAGACUUAUAAGUAUAGGUAAUAGCAUGGUUUCGAGUGCAAUUUGGAUAUAACAUGCACGAGUGAGUUUUUCAAAGACCUCGAAAUAGCACGAGUCCGAAGGACGAGUGCUAUUUGUGGUCUUUGAAAAACUCACGAGUGCAUGUUUAUCCAAAUUUCACGAGAAACCAUACUAUUACUUAUUAAUAAUUUACAUAAAAAUGUUCGAGACAAUUGUAGUUUCAACUUACGCGUUUAUAGCGAACAUUCCACCGGCAAACUUUUCCUGGCUUUGUUAUAUCACAUUAUGCAACGCUAACAGCUUGAAAAUUCCACUCAACUAUGUAAUUUUUGUUAGUCUUGUUUAAGGUCAAUGCUUUUCCAUUUAAAAAUAAAGAUAAAAGCCAUAUUUUUCACGCGAAAGCAACUUUUACUUCAGUGUAGCGCGGCGCCAUGUUUGUUUUGUUUUGAAGCAAUCUGUGACCGUUACUUCUUUAAACUAAAUUGCUUUAAACUGAUUGGUUGAUUUAAUCAGCACAAUGUUUUUCCACCAAUCAGAUCAGUUUGUUACAGAUUUUUGCACUGUGAUUACAGAAAAUUGCACUGUGAUUACAGAAAAUUGCACUGUGAUUACAGAAAAUUGCACUGCUGUUUGGGAUUAACUGCACUGAAAUCAACCAAUCACAGUCGAGUAAUAUCUUUAUGUAUAUUAUUAUGAAAUAUAUAGAAUAGCCUCGUCGUAUUAUAAAUUCAGGCACAUGCAACCUCAUAUAACUAAGACUGAUUCACGAAUUUUCCAUUCAUGUCCAAUGGACGGAUCCGACGAAUCUAACCAUAUUGUUCUCCGUUGGUCUCAGAUGGAGUAGAUUUGACAGUAUUUGACAACCCUCGCGGAAAUUUGUCCUACGACUCUUUCCUUGUAUUUACGCAUGUCCGCUGUGCAAACCGAUAGAUAUAGCCAGUAACAGAAAGUAGUUUUCUUAAUGAACUCUAUCCAGAUGCAUCAAUAAUGAGGUGAAAUCGCAACAUCGUGUCAUUUGGAGUGGUUUCGCUGGGAAUGGUUGUGGGUGGUUCUGUAUCAUUUUCUUCGAAGACAGAUAGGUUAAUGGUGUGUGAGAAUUCCACAGUGGCCAUUCUUCUGAUAUUUGCAGUAACCAUGUUGGUCCAUUAUUUCCUAGAGAAUAUGAUUGUAAUAGGCAACUUGCAUGUUACCAAAACAUCAUGGGAAAAAUGGUAACCUUCACUUGCGCGCGAAAUGGCCGCCGUGGAUCGCUCCAUUUUGCAUGUGAGAAAUAUAGUUUAUUUUUAACACUUUUUUCGUAACGUUUGAAAAUUUUAAAACAAGGGAGAACUUUGUAAUGCUAUAAAGUUUGUUUUGACUCAAGUACAGCGAAAUCGAACCGAAAAUGGACGAGAAAAUUCCUGUAGAAGAACUGAGGAGCGAACAGUGUGCUCAUAAAUACGUUCCAAGAGGAAGGCCUUCCCAACGUUUUAAGGUGAGCGCGCUUAGUAAACAUCGGACAGAUUUACAAAUUUGUGUGUGUUGUUUCUUGAUGUAUAUCUCGUAUUUUGACAACGAUCGAGUGUUUCCUGCCGAUUUUUUCGCUUGUUGAAAUCGACUAAUUCAUGACAAAAUGUCUGUCGGUCGUUCGAUCAGCAUGGCGCUCAAACACAAUAUUUUAAAGACACCUUAAAAUGUUUUGGUGCGAACUAAAAGCAGUUCAAACCGGUUUUUUCUGCCCCGGCUCCGUUACUUUGUAGAAACGCCAAAGAGAAAUCAUUUUGCCUCUGUUGUCGCUUAUUUUUCUGCUUCCUUUGUUGUGGUCGGUUUAUUUCCUGUCAAAAUAAACAAGUAGGUUUUUAGUAUUAAAAUAUUAGGCUUAAAAUAUAUUAAAUUCGUAGUUAUAUUAACGUAGGAAAAACCGUUUUAAAUUUGCAUUUAAGGUAGUAGAAUAUAUUAUAGUCAUUUUUAAAAUUUAGUUAUUUAUAGUAAAUUUAGGUAUUUUAAAUUAAUCUUCAGGCAGGCCCUAAGGAUCAAAUUUGUAACUAGUGAAAUAAAUAAUUAAGGUGUAGGUUUAAAUAAUAUAAAUUUUUUGAUGGAUAUUGAGCCGGGUACUUCAUCGAAGGCAGAUAAAAGCAACACAGAAAAUGCAUGUUCUAAAAGAAAAUAUAAAGGAGGUGGAACAACUUGCUGUAUUCCAACAUGUAGUAGCAAUACUAAAAGAAAUCCAGAACUCUCAUAUUACCAAAUUCCAACUGACAAAAAGCUCAGAAAGAUGUGGUUGCAUUGGAUCGGACGAGCUAAUUUUACACCAAACAACCAUCACAGAGUUUGUUCAAAGCAUUUUGUUGGUGGCAAGAAGACAUGUCUUCACAAUGUUCCAACUAUAGUGCAAAAAUUAUUACUGCCCACCCAACCGAAACCCAGAACAACAUCUAAAUGCAGAAAUAGAGACAACACAAUUGAAGAGAAUCCUGAGAUAGAAGAUGAGUCCACUAGUGAGGACAGAAUUUUAGAACUUAAAAAAUAUUAGAUGUCUUUAUUACAAAUGUCCCAAACUAUUGGAAAUCUGUUAAAGUUGUAAAAAGCUUGGUGAGAUCCGACCAUGAUAUGGUUAUCACAUACCCCCGAAACAUAGUUAAAGCAACAAGGACAAAUUCCUAUUUCAGAGAUGUGAGACAACAUCAUCAAUUGAAUAUGCUUCGUGAACUUGAAUCUAUUGAUUGGAACACGAUAAUUAUGAAUAGCCAUAACCUAGAUGAGAUAACCCUAAAAUUUUAUGAAAUAAUAUGGCCAAAAUUCGAUAAGAGCUUCCCACUAAUUAAGGUCAGAACGUCAUCACGCGACCCUCCGUUCAUGUCUCCUCUUGUGAACCACCUUCUGAAUCAAAGGAAAAGAGCCAUACAAAACGGAAAUACUGAAGCAAAUACACGAUUGCAAGAAAAAAUCAACAAGUUAAUUCGGGAAAAUCAAUUAAGUGCAGUCAAACAGGAGUUUGGCAACCAGAAAACUGGAUCGAAAAGUUGGUGGUCUAACGUAAAUAGCAUUACAUCGAGAAAAAAGAAACAUGAUGUAUCUGUAAGUGCUUCUCUUAACCCUAGUGAAAUUAACAAAUAUUUUCAAAGUGUGAAUACAGACCCAAAUUAUACGACUCCCGAGCCUCUUCAAAUCUCCGAAGGAACAAGAAUUCCCUCGUUGUCAAUUCAUGAAGUUCAACAUCUUUUACGCAAUCAAAAACGCUCUUCAUCGGGUCCGGACAGUCUGCCAUAUUGGUUUUGGAAAUCGUUUGCUAUUGAAUUAGCUCCUAUUGUCACAGAAAUUUUUAACAUGUCACUAAAAACCAGCAAAGUACCUCAGAAAUGGAAAUCCGCUAAUUUAUUACCACUCCCUAAAGAAUCACCAUUAAAUUCGUGUAACCAGUUAAGACCAAUCUCUCUGACGGACAUCAUCAUGAGACUAUUCGAGAAGUGCGUGUAUAAAUCUGAAAUCGAACCUAUCACAAGAAAUAACAUUGGUCCUAACCAAUUUGCUUAUAAAAAGGGUCACAACUCGACUAUGGCUCUGAUUAAAUCCCAACAUCAAUGGCUAGAGUGGCUGGAUAAAAACGCUAAUUAUGUUAGAGUGCUGUCGUUCGAUUUUAGCAAAGCAUUUGACAGUGUGCCCCACGAUCUUUUGUUUGAAAAAGUUAAAAAGCUACCCAUUAAUCCGUAUGUGGUGAACUGGUUAAUUAGCUUUCUAGAAAAUAGAAUACAAAGAGUAAUGGUUGAUGGAAUGGUUACAGAAUAUUUAUAUAUUAAUCGUGGUGUCCCUCAAGGUACUGUUUUAGGCCCAGUUCUUUUCUCAAUAAUGGUUGAUGAUAUUAAAACUGCUGAUCCUAGUAAUGCGUUAGUCAAAUUUGCUGACGAUUUGACGUUAGGAGUGCCUGGCAACGAAAGUGGUGACACAUCUCGAUCUGAAGCUGCCUGUUUACAGGAUUGGGCGGAAGAGAAUAGAAUGCCCUUAAAGUUGGAAAAAACGUACGAAAUGGUUGUUCGCAGACACACCUCUGUAGUUUUGCCCGAGCUUAUCCCUUCAAUUAAGCGAAAAACAUGGCUAAAGCUUUUAGGAGUUACUCUACAAGAUAACCCGUGCAACUGGGAUUUGCACUUGGAAGAAAUGCUCAAAAAAGCAAGUGGACGAAUGUACAUUAUGAGAGUUUGCAAAUACUAUGGACUAUCAAUUAAACAAUUAGAUCUGCUGUUUGAUAGCCUAAUUAUGUCGAUAUUCACUUUUGCUAUUGAGCUGUGGGGUUGUGCAUACGACGGUAAAUAUUUGAACCAAAUAGAUAAAUUCAUUAAACGUACACAUAAGAAUGGUUAUAUAUCAAAACGAACACACAUUAAAGAAAUACGUGAUAAGAGAGAUAAGAAACUGUGGAACAAAAUAACAUCAACUGAGAACAAUGCACUGCUUGAACUGCUGCCGGAAAAAAGAAGUAGGUUACUUAGGCCUAGAGGGCAUGAGUAUGAACUCCCCCUAGUGAGAACAGAAAGAUUCAAAAGGUCGUUCAUAAAUCGUUGUCUGUAUAACUUUGUUUAGACUUUAAUCUAUUUAGACUUUAAUCUAUUAAAAACUUUUUAAAACUUUUUACGCUUCUUAACUUACAAUUGUAAAUAUAACUAGAUCAAUUACCUUUCGAUUGUAAACUCAGACGGAUGUAUCUGAGUAUUUUAAUAAAGACUAUUAUUAUUAUUAUUAUUAUUAUUAACUUGAAGGGCUGGUUGAAAACCUUCAGCAGGAAGAUCAAGAACAACAAGAAAAGAUAUCCGAUUUGAAGAGAAAAGUCGAACAGUGCAGUUUUUCUAUAUACCACAUUAAAAAUAAUGAUAGCGAUAUCGAGUUUUAUACUGGCUUUUCUAAUUACACUACAUUUAAGGAAUUUUAUGACUAUCUUUGCCCUGCAUGUGAAAGGUUACAAUAUAUUGGACCUUGGAAUACUACAAAGCCAACAGAAAAUCGAGAAAAAUGUGGACCCAGGAGGACAUUAUUCUUGUGCCUUGUAAGGUUUAGAUUGGGUUUGCUUGACUUAGCCAACAGGUUUAACAUAUCCGAAUCGCAUGUGUCGAGAAUUUGGGUUACCUGGCUUGAUUUCUUAUACAGACGUUUACGGUCCAUACCCAUUUGGCCUUCUCAAAGUUAUGUGAGAGAAACCUCACCACCAAGUUUUAAGGAGAGUUAUUCAAACACAAGGGUCAUAAUCGACUGCACAGAGUUGUUCAUUGAAACACCUUCUCAACCAAGAAGCCAAAGUGCUACCUUUUGAACCUACAAAAACCAUAACACUGGUAAAGGCUUGAUUGGCAUUGCCCCAAGAGGAUAUACUUAACUUUUGUUUCAGAACUUUAUGCUG